UGAUUUGAAGUGGUAUAUUAUAUAUUGAUUCUCCUUAUUAUCACUAUUUUAGGAGAUGCUGUACUAUUACGGAAUCACCAAGUUCAAUGGAUACACAUUCAUAAUUUUAACUGUAUUUUUUAUUCAAGGGAUUUGUGACAACUACUCUUUCAUUAAUUUACCAGAAGAACAUGUACCAUAUUAUUUCAGAAAUUCCCCAAAAGCCAAGGAAAAAUGUUCAGAAGAUGUGAACUGCCCCUUCAAGCAGUAUUUAAAUAGUAAUAAAUGUUGGGGUUAUGAAUCUAAUUGUGAGUGGAAUGAACAAUAUUCAAUUCCUCAUUGUCCAGGAGAUCAUAAGGGAUGGGUUAAAUCUAAAUUUGCACAGAAAGCUGCCUUUCAUGCUCAAGCUGACUUUGGAUAUGUUAAGCAGCAACUGAAUGAAAUGAAGGUUUUUUGCGAACCAUUAUUUCCACAUGAUAGUUCGCUGGAAUGCUCUGAACAUAUGAGGUUUUGCCGAGGACGAAAUAUUAUGAUGAAUUUUACAAAACUUGCUGAUAGACCAGAACCGAUUCGCUAUAAAAUGGAUGUUUUUAGCGAAGGAGAUAUAGGAGGCUAUUGUACUUUUUAUAAAGAAAAGUUAGAUGAACAGGCUGACCAUAUAAGCCCUUUACAAAGCUGGGGACCUGAGAUGAGGUAUUUUAGCAAGCUUAUUCGCCGGCCUAUUGUUGAAAAUGAUUGUGAUAUAGUUAUAGAGAAACCCACAUUCAUUAUGAAGAUAGAUGCAACAGUCAACAUGUAUCAUCACUUUUGUGACUUCGUGAACUUAUAUGCCUCCUUACAUCUCAAUGCUACACAAGAAGACUACUUAUCUACUGAUGUCCAUGUGUUGAUUUGGGAAACAUUCACCUAUCGUUCAGCAUUCCAAGAUGUCUGGAAAGCCUUCACUGACCACCCUCUGUGGGAUCUCAAGACUUUCCGCGGUGAUACAGUGUGUUUCAAAAACGUGGUUUUUCCUUUAUUACCCAGAAUGAUAUUUGGAUUGUAUUAUAACACUCCAAUAAUAUAUGGUUGUGAGAAAAGUGGAUUAUUUGAUGCCUUCUCUAAACAUAUUUUACAUAGAUUGAGGAUACCAGAACACCCACGAAAUGAUAAAAAAAUUCGAAUUACGUUUCUUUCAAGAAAUACCAAGUACCGACGAAUACUUAACGAAGACGAAUUAAUCAAAACUCUUGGUAGAAAUCCCGAAUAUAAUGUGAAAAAAGUGGUUUAUGAUCAAAAUAUUCCAUUCAAGAAGCAAUUAGAGAUUUCUAGGAAUUCAGAUAUUCUAGUAGGAAUACAUGGUGCUGGAUUAACCCAUCUCUUGUUUUUACCAGAAUGGGCAGCUGUUUUUGAAGUGUACAAUUGUGAAGAUAAAAACUGUUAUUAUGAUUUAGCUCGCCUCAAAGGUGUCAAAUAUAUAACUUGGGAGAACUCUGAAAAACUCACAUCGUUUGAAGAUGGCAGUUAUGAUGGAGGAGCCCAUGCGAAGUUUGCAAACUAUUCUUUUGAUGAGGAAGAGUUUUUGAACCUUGUAGAAAAAGCGGCAACUCAUGUGAAAAAUCAUCCAAAAUUCAAAGAAUACUUGAAAAUUGAUCAUGAUGAAUUCUAAUAUUUGAUGAAAAUUGUCUUAGGAUUUACCACAUUUUGUAUAUUAUUGUCAUUAUUAUUUUGGAUAACAAUCAGGAAAGUUUUUAAAGUCAAUCUGAAUAUAUCCAAUUGUCUUUCAAAUUAAUGAGAAAGGGUUACCUAAUCAUCAACUAUCGGACAAUUCCAUCAUAUAUCUCAUCUAUUAAAUUAUAUUAAUAUACAAUGUGUCCCAGUAUUGAUAUUACAAGAGAUAGUAUUAAAAUUUUUGAAUUUUCAGUUUGUAGAAUUAGGUAAUAUCAUUUAUUUAAAAAAUAUCACAUGUUUCGCUUUUUUGUAGUGAGUUACGUACUCCAAAUCAUAAGUUGUAGUUUAUGAAAUUACUAUGGAUCUUCAUCAAGUGACGGCCGAAUUAAUCAGGAAGAAAAGGGUAGAAUUAAGUUCUGCUUGGUGAGAAAAAAGUUUAAAAAAUAUUUCCAGGUUUUGAAAAACAAAUAAGCCUUGUAGGCUAAGCGAAAACCAUUUUCUUUCUAGGAAUGUGUUUCUGAUAUGUUAAAAUGUUACCGAAAUGAGUUGUUCAGGAUGAGAAACUAUGACUAUGCAAAAUUUCUGAAAAUUAACUUCUUGAUUCUACUAUUUCACUACCUUGAUAAAAUCAUCAUUUUUUUACAUUAAGCAAAAUAACAUCGACUCACAAAUUGAGUUAUAGAACAUAAUAAUAUAUUUGAUCUACGAACACUCAAUUUUUUUAAAGUACUUGCCAGCAUUAUCUGAAAACAAAAUCGGUGUAUUAUUUCUCAGUUCAAACUACAAUGAAUAAAAGAUCAUGUUAAUGUUACAGCAGAUAAUUUCUGUUGAUCAGUGUUAUUGACUUAAGACAAAUGAUUACAUUAAGGGUAGUAGUGCAGCAGUUCAACAAGAGAUUUCCCAACAUCUCAUAACUGUCAUGUGAAUAGUUGAAAAAUUUCUUGCAACAUGAAAAUGAUGCCACAACUAUUGUUGCUCUUGCUUAGGUGUAAGAACAACCCGAGACUAUCAUUGGGUGAAUGUUUACUUAAUCUUAAUGUUAGUAAAUCAAAAUCAUGAAGAAUUCAAACCAAAAUUUGUUCAUAAUAUAGAAGGAAAUAAGGGCCAUCGCUCAGAAAUGUAUAGAAGAGCAAAAUUGUAAAAGACAAUACCUAUUACCAAAAAGGGAAUGUAUGGGGUGUUGUUUCAUAUCGCUUUGGCAUUAUUGGACAUUUCUUCACAAUGGAGCGGUUAAAUCAGAAAUUUCAUGUCCAUUGAUUGCAAUUCUUGCUAAUAUCCAAUAGAAUCACUUCAGGAAGAGCAGACAAAUGGGAUGAUGUAAGAGUGGUCUUGUCGAUCUGAAGAUAACAGAUAUAUGGUGAUCGGGAAUUCAAGGUACCCUCAAUUUGUAUCAAAACUGUAUUCUUCGAAUGUAAGUGGCUGACCACCAAGAUUUUUUUUGAUAAAGUAUUUAGAACUUUUUAUUCCAGACUCUCUCCAAAAGUAGGAGAAAAUGCUGGAAUAACAUUUUAAUGCCUCAUGAACAAAAAGGGUAUGUUACCUGAGACUUGUUUUUCAAAGUCUGAAAAUAUUAUUCAAAUUCAUUUUUCAUCAAAUAGAACCUCAUCCCACGGUCUUGAAAGAAUUUGAAUAUUUUCAGUCCAUCACACCUCUCUAACAUCAUUCCUGGGAUUCUUUAUGUAGAACUGUAUGUUACCUGAGAAGAAAAUGGUUUUAGUCAAGUCCGACUUGUUUUCCAAAGUUUGAAAAUAUUAUUCAAAUUCAUUUUUCAUCAAAUAGAACCUCAUCCCAAGGUCUUGAAAAAAUUUGAAUAUUUUUAGUCCAUCACACCUCUUCUAACAUCAUUCCUGGGAUUCUUUAUGCAGAACUGAAUUAUCUGACCCAGAGUGAAAUUAAGUAAAUUACCUUCUCUUGAAAUGUCAACAUUUUUCUGGAAUUGUUAGAUACUAGAAUAUAACUAUAGAUAUGAUUAGGGAAUAAUAUUCUAAUUCAAUAAUACGUCUACAUGAUGAAACUUGAAAGCCGAAAUUUUUCUGAUGUAUUUCUGAAUAAUUUUGUAAAUUUAUGUAACAAUAGUAAGUGUAGUAAGUACCCUUUAGUCAUGGAAGGGCAUCUCCUUAAAAUAUGUCACAGAAGACCUAAUUCUGAAGCAUACUUUUGUAUAGGUUACCUACCUGACUAAGGAAGUUUGACUGAUCAGACACAAAAAAGUCAGGUUCUGGAAGCAGAGCACACACUCUGUGCCUGUCAAGUUUUCAGCCUUUGGUAGAAUCCCACUCUUGUCAGCUGAACUGAAAAAUCACUCACCAAAUAAAGAAAGCGAUUUUGUUCAGAAGCUAGAAUACGUGUGUGGGAAUACUGUGAGUCAUAGUAACUGUCACAUAAUUAACCCUGGCGGGUUUCAGUAAAGGGUCGAAUAGAUUCAACCACUUGAACCUACCCAAGAAUUAUAAAAAUGAUUGCCAAAUUUAAUCAGGCAUUUUCCAAAUUUUGUAAGUUCCAAUAAAAGUUGGCCAAUUAUGACACAUGCAUACACUUUCCUACUAAAUAUUUCAGAUAAUCUAACUUUUGCCAUAUUACACAAAAUGUGUAACUGUCAAGAACUGUUUCAUAAAUUGACCUUAAGAAUAUAUAAUGGUCAGUUUAGGGUGGAUUUGGAAUAAUAGAAUAAUAUAGGUUGCUAAAUUCUGCUUCUUUCCAAAUUCGAUAUUUACAUUGCAUCAACUUUGAAUCAUUCCAGUAAUCUUAUUUUUUAUAAGAAUUUUUUAACUAAUAAAUGAAAAUUUUAUUUUAGAAGUUUUAUUGAAAAGAAGUGCAGUAAUUGUAAGUAUUUUGCUAAUGAAAUGUGAAGUAAUUUAUUUUUUGUUACCAUAUUUGUAUUUGAAAACAAUAUGUAGGGUACAGGAAUAAAUAUAUGCAUUUCUAAUAUA
Molecule: messenger RNA, 4559 nt
Organism: Leptinotarsa decemlineata (Colorado potato beetle)
Lineage: Eukaryota; Metazoa; Arthropoda; Insecta; Coleoptera; Chrysomelidae
Gene: Eogt
Product: EGF-domain O-GlcNAc transferase
Cellular component (GO): endoplasmic reticulum lumen
Molecular function (GO): protein O-acetylglucosaminyltransferase activity
Source: RefSeq, a predicted model, not a curated record